Molecule: messenger RNA, 1185 nt
Organism: Pisolithus orientalis
Lineage: Eukaryota; Fungi; Basidiomycota; Agaricomycetes; Boletales; Pisolithaceae
Product: FAD dependent oxidoreductase
Exons: 3
Coding region: 1-1182 (393 amino acids)
Biological process (GO): retrograde transport, endosome to Golgi
Cellular component (GO): cytoplasm; late endosome
Molecular function (GO): oxidoreductase activity
Source: RefSeq, a predicted model, not a curated record
AUGGCCCAGGCUCAACAAAGAGAUAUCGUCAUCAUCGGAGGUGGAAUAAUCGGUUGUACAACUGCCUAUUAUCUGUCCAGGAACCCCCUGUACAGCUCAGAAAGCACAAGGAUAACGGUGCUCGAAGCGUCCGCCAACGGAGUCGCUCAGGGCGCGUCUGGGAAAGCAGGGGGACUCGUCGCUAAAUGGGCAUAUCCCGCCGAACUUGUCGACAUAUCAUUUCCUGAGCACGUCAGACUAGCAAAGGAACACAAUGGAAUCGACAAGUGGGGUUUUCGCUUCGUAGAAUGCGGAACAUGGGAGGGAGUGGGUGAGGACUUGAAACGCGACCCUGGUUCCGGAGUGGGAAAGGGCGGGAAACGCAAGAGUUUGGAAAAGACUCUUGGAGUGGAAUUGGAUACAGAUACGGAAAGGAUCAACAAGAGACACCCGGAGGGCUUGAAUUGGAUUAAGCAAGAGCUCACGACAUCAUACGCCCUAAUGGACCCCACAACAGGCCUCGAGGGAACCGCUCAGGUUCACCCUUACCUCUUCACCACGAACAUGAUGGAGUUGGCGGCUGAAAAUGGCGUCAAGCUUCGGAGAGGAAGCGCAACUUUGCAUAGCGGUCGAUUCCAGCUAACUCAUGUCAUCCUGGCCGCCGGUGCAUGGUCCCCAACUUUAUUGUCAUCCUUGCCGAUAUCUGCAACCCGCGCUCACAGUGUUACCUUCCGCCCGAAACCUGGCGUAGACAUUGCACCAUACGUGCUCUUCACCGAUAUCAAAUUACCGCGAGGCCAUCACGCUUCCCCAGAGAUCUAUGCUCGCCCUGACAACGAAGUGUAUGCUUGCGGCCCAGGCGACGACUCAACACUUCCUGGUAAUGUGGAUGAUGUUGAGGUCGACCAGACAGCGUGCGAAAGUAUCAGGGAGCAAGUCGUGAGUAUUGCGCCAAAGCUGAGGGAAGGCACAGUCGAGAAGCGCCAGGCAUGCUUUCUUCCCACCGUAAGCCACAGGGGGGGUGGGGGUCCCAUCAUAGGCGAAGCAAAGACAGUGGCGAAGGGCCUCUACAUUGCCACUGGACAUACCUGCUGGGGUAUCUGUAAUGCGCCUGGAACUGCCAAGGUUAUGGCCGAACUAGUCCUGGACGGUAAAGCAUCGCCACGGAAACUCAAGAGGCUGGACCCAUCCUAUUUUUUGUAGCAA